AAAGAUUCUCUCCUGAAAAUGUAGCCAGGUUUAAUAGCCAGGACAGGCAGGAUUAAAAGCCAAGUCUCCUAAGUCACACCUUGCUUCCCCAUCACUUACACCUGGAUGAAAUGUUGAGUUCCUUUAUGGAUGCUUUCAUUCCACUCUGCUCAGUCCUGAAUGCACAAAUCCAAAAUGUUCCUAAACCUCUGUUGUCAGAACUAGGUUUUGGAGGUACUGCAAAGAGAAGCGAGAGGCCAGAACAGGUGACAUGCUUAAUGUGCCAGAUCACAUGGGAACAGGACAUGAUGCACCCUGUGUGUCACAGGGCACUGGGAAGGCUGAGUGGCUGCUCUAUUUCACAGCCAGCAGUGAAAGCAUCCUUUCCAAGAAUGUUUGCAUGUUGGGAGCUUCUUGAUAGCUGUUCUGAAAAGCUGAUGAGGCAAGCGACAGUGCGUUAUUUUUCUCGGCCCCAGUCAGCUCUUGAGUGCCCGGCUUGGGCACCUCGGCUUCUCUUCGGGGCCAGCGCUUGUCGCUAUUUCUGGGCGCUUCUGCUGCCGCGCUCCGGGGCAGGCUGGCCGCGCUUUGCCGUCGGCGCAAGGGAGAAAACAAAGGUAGGGAAAACGUCCAAAUCCGUCCGCGUGGCAGCUGGAUGCUUUAAUGGUUGCAAGAGACGCAAUGGAGAAGCCACAGCCCGCUCCCAACCUCGCGUGGAAGAAAGUGGCAAAGGAACCAGGGAGGGAGCGGGAUGA
Molecule: messenger RNA, 731 nt
Organism: Vidua chalybeata
Lineage: Eukaryota; Metazoa; Chordata; Aves; Passeriformes; Viduidae
Exons: 3
Coding region: 111-731 (206 amino acids)
Source: RefSeq, a predicted model, not a curated record